AUGGCUGACAAGACGCCCAUAGGAUUCUUGGACUCGUGGACUUGUCGCUUCGGAGCAGACAGCUUGGAUUUCGUGGAGCUCGGCACUUCACCGGUUCUGGCCAACUUCCCUGAAGAAGGAGUGGUGUUCUGCGAGAAAGAUGGCAGCCGCAUCUGCUUAGAUCGAUCGGGCAUCGAGGACCUCAUGUCCUGUACUUGGGCGAGCCAUCUGCUACUGGAGGAUCAACGGCUGCUAGCUGAGCGCGAGUUCUGGGCUUUUCCUCCUCCAGUGUCUCCGAGCACCCCUUUUGGCAACGUGCCGAGCAGUGCUGACGUCGGGUGCACGGAGCUGCUCAGGCAUGGCACAUUCUUGUUCGAGUCGCUUUGUGUCCAGAGGAUAGGGUUGGUGGAGGGCGUGGACGUCGGGUUGGGCCUUUUCGCGAGACGGCCAAUUCCCCGGGGCACCUACCUGGGUGAGUACGUUGGAGUUCUGACACGCCGCGUGUGUGAGGACGAUGGCCUGUAUGGCUUCGCAUUGCCGGUCGUGGACCCUGACCUUGUCGUCAACGCGAGCAAGUUCGGAAACUUGUGCCGCCUAAUCAACCACAGCGAUGAUGACUGGAACGCAGAGUUGGUGUCUGUUCACCACGAAGGGUUGUUGCACGUGUUGUGCCGAGCCAUUCGCGACAUCAUGCUGGAUGAGCAGGUCCUGAUCCACUAUGGCAAGCGGUACUGGAUGCCUGAAUCUCGGAGGCAGGUUCGACUUGGCGGAAGCGUGACCGACACGUCGUAA
Symbiodinium natans is the source of this 771-nucleotide messenger RNA. NCBI's taxonomy places the organism in Eukaryota, Dinophyceae, Suessiales, Symbiodiniaceae. The record is from the annotation of a GenBank genome assembly.